This is a messenger RNA of Tachyglossus aculeatus (Australian echidna), 1569 nucleotides long. RefSeq names its product tyrosyl-DNA phosphodiesterase 2 (gene TDP2). Bases 31 to 1197 code for a protein of 388 amino acids. The transcript is spliced from 7 exons. Gene Ontology annotation, biological process: double-strand break repair. Lineage: Eukaryota; Metazoa; Chordata; Mammalia; Monotremata; Tachyglossidae. Gene Ontology annotation, cellular component: cytoplasm; PML body. The record is from RefSeq and is a predicted model, not a curated record. Gene Ontology annotation, molecular function: protein binding; single-stranded DNA binding; 5'-tyrosyl-DNA phosphodiesterase activity.
GGGCUGAGGUGGUACCCGGGGUCCGGCGCAAUGGCGGCCGCCCGGGUAACGACGACGCCAAGCCAGGGCGAGGGCGGCCAUGGCAACGGCGGGGGAGGCCAUGGCAACGGCGGGGGCGGCCAUGGCAACGGCGAGGGAGGCCAUGGCAACGGCGAUGGAGGCUUCAGCGGAGAAGGCCCGGGACCGGCCCAGGAGGAGCGGCUCUGCUCGCACUUCGUGGCCAUCACGGGCUGCCCGCAGGAGGCCGCCCGGGCCGCCCUGCAGGCCAGCGCCUGGGCACUGGACAGGGCACUGGACUCCUAUUUCGAGCCCCCCGAAGACCCCCGGCACACGGGCGGCAGCCCCUCGCCCCCCGCCGCCCCGGAAGUUUGCGUGGACCUGACGGACGACUCUCCCACCGGGGCCUCCGGUUCUGCUCAUCGCGGCAAAAGGGAAGACGACAGCACCUUCAGCAUCAUUUGUUGGAACGUCGAUGGCCUCGAUCCAAACAAUCUGUCGGAGAGGGCCAGAGCCGUGUGCUCCUAUUUAACUCUGUACAGUCCAGCCGUGGUGUUUCUUCAGGAGGUUAUUCCCGCGUAUUACAGCUACCUUAAGAAGAGAGCAACUAAUUAUACGAUUAUCCCAGGUUGCGAAGAUGGCUAUUUCACCGUCAUAAUGCUGAAGAAAUCAAGCGUCAAGUUCAUAAGCCGAGAAAUCACACCUUUCCCAGAAACCAAAAUGUUGAGAAACCUUCUGAGCGUGAAGGUGAAUAUACUGGGCAACGAACUCUAUCUUCUGACCUCCCACCUGGAGAGCACCAAAGACUCCUCCACGGAGCGAGUCAACCAGCUGAGAAUCGUCUGGAGGAAGAUGCAGGAGAUGCCAGAGUCAGCGACCGUCAUAUUUGGAGGCGACACCAAUCUCAGGGACUCGGAGGUUUCCAAAGUCGGCGGCCUUCCCGGCGACAUCCUGGAUAUCUGGGAGUUUCUGGGCAAGCCCGAGUACUGCCGCUACACGUGGGACACCCAGGCCAACUGCAACCUGAGGAUCCGCAGCAGGUGCAAAUUCCGCUUCGACCGCCUGUUCUUCCGGGCGGCGGCCCAGGGCGGACACGUCCUCCCCCGCAGCUUGGAUUUGCUCGGGAUGGAGAAGCUGGACUGCGGCCGCUUCCCAAGUGACCACUGGGGCCUCCUCUGCAACUUCGACGUCAUCCUGUGAAGCCCUUUCCGCUUCAGCGGGAGCAUCCCUGGGGCUCCUUCCCGGCAUUCCCCCCCCUCGGAGCCACGCGAGCCCGGAAAGACGAGAGGGAAGAGGAUUCCGUCCCGCUCCGGGCCGCCGCCCCGAUCCCGCUUCUUACGCUCCCGGAAAGGCGAGAGGGAAGGGGAUUCCCUCCCGCUCCGGGUCGCCGCCGAUCCCCGACGAUUUUAAGGACGCAAUUCCCGACUGCUGCCGGGACGGAUCUUCACCUUGGCUGCCGCUCAAGCGCGACCCUAAAUGUUCUCCAUUUUUAUUUCUAAAGCGCAUCCAACCUUUUAAAUAAAGCCUUCCGGAGUUCACCUUUUAAAUAAAGCCUUCCGAAGUUCGCCUCUU